Messenger RNA from Paramecium sonneborni, 659 nucleotides. The record is from the annotation of a GenBank genome assembly. Lineage: Eukaryota; Ciliophora; Oligohymenophorea; Peniculida; Parameciidae.
UCAUCAGAGGAAAUUCUAUACAUUUAAGAAACUAUGAUUUAUGUUGGUAGGAAAUUAGUAAAUGAUGGGGAUUUUACUGAUCCUAGUUUGCCAUUUUUAUUGCAAUAUUCCAAUAGAGUUGUUGAUGUAAAAUCAAGAGAAGUUGAAUGAUUUGAAUGAUUUGAAUGAUGAUAUAGAGUUUUAGAAUUAUAAGGACAUAGCUACAAGAGCAAAUUAGAAAUUUAGUAAAACAAAAGGUUCAGCAAAAAGUUUAUUAAUAUUAGUUUAGUGUAUCCAUUAUUUAAGGAUAAAAUAUAGAUUGAGGAAGAUACAAAAGGAUAUGCUAAAUUAAAUAAAAAAUUUCAAAUCUAGUUAGAGUGUGAUAUAGAUAAAGAAAUUUGAAUAUAAUUCAAAAUUAGAUCCUUUUAUGAAAACUGUAUCUCAUUUGAAAGAUGUACAAAAAAGAAAUCCUAUUCCAAAGAUAGAAUUGAAAGAACAACCAAAAUCAUUGAAUAUAGAAAAUUUUAUGGAUUAAAAAUUUUUUAUUCCAAUAUAAAGGGAUCCAACAAAAAAAUCUGAAUUUGAAGAUUUACAUAAGAUAACAGUAGAGAAUAUAAAUCUAACUGUAAUAUCAGAUGAGACAGAUGCAUUAAGAAAGAGAAAAAUAGAUGGUUUGUGAU